AUGACAGGGUACGAUAUUGUGCUGGGAAUCGAAUGGCUUAUUACUCUAGGCCCUUCAAAAUGGGACUUCGAAAAAUUAACCAUCUCUUUUGAAAAAGAAGGGAUAACCACGGUCUUGCAAGGCAUACCCCAUACACAAAUCAACUUAAUGAAGGGUGAUCACUUAAAGAAGUUAUUAAAGAAAGGCAAUGUCACUACCAUUAUCCAAAUAAGAAGUGAAAACAAAGCACAAUUUUUCUCACUCUCUACAAGGGCGCCAAAUGAUAUUCCUGAAGACCUUCAACAAAUGCUAGAUGACUUCAACCCAAUAUUCCAGUGGCUAAACUCAGCAACCAUCAAGGAUAAAUUUCCUAUCCCGGUCAUUGAAGAAUUAAUGGAAGAAUUGUAUAGGUCCAGGUUCUUUUCCAAGCUCGAUUUGCGCUCAGGGUUCCACCAGAUAAGGAUGCACCCAGGGAAAUGUAAUUUUGGGUGCAAGCAAAUUUCCUAUAUUGGCCAUAUCCUUUACGAGAAUGGUGUAGCCACAAAUCCAGCGAAGUUAAAAGCAAUGAGCACAUGGCCAGUUCCAGAAUCUCCUAAGCAAUUGAAAGGAUUCCUUGGUCUGGCCGGAUACUAUAGAAGAUUUAUAAAAGGCUACGGCUCCAUAGUAGGACCCAUCACUGCCCUGUUGAAAAAAUGUCAGUUUGAAUGGAAUAAAGAAGCUAAAGAUGCAUUUCUAUUGUUGAAACAACGCAUGCUUUCUCCUCCGGUCCUAGCGCUUCCAAACUUCAAUAUUCCCUUUGUAGUAGAUACCGAUGCAAGUGGAAUUGGUAUAGGGGCAGGGAAAAAAAACUUGGUGGCAGAUGUUUUGUCUAGGCGGGUAGCAGGUGUCCAAUGUGCAGGAAUUUCGGUCUAUCACACUGUUGUCCAAAAACAAAUUCAGGAAAGCUAUGAAGAAGAUCCCAACUUAGCCAAAGUCAUUCGUGAAAUUCUUGCUAAUGCUGAUUCUCACCCUGAAUGCUCAUAUGACCAAGGGAUGUUAAGAAAAAGGGACCGGCUGGUGGUGGGAAAGAAUAACGAUCUUAGAAAUACCUUAAUUGCAGCCAUGCAUUUGAGAGUAGAAGGGGGACAUUCGGGGACUCUGGUCACCCAAAAGAAAAUGCAGCUUGUUUACUCCUGGCCAGAGAUGCUUACAGAUAUUAGAGAAUUUGUCCGAACCUGUGAAGUUUGCCAAAAAAAUAAACCUGAUAACUCAGCAUAUAGGGGUCUGCUUCAGCCCUUAGCAAUUUCCAAUCGAUUCUGGGAAUCGGUCUCCAUGGAUUUCAUUGAAAGCUUGCCUAAGUCAAAAGGAGACUCGAGAGUGGAAGAAGUGGAUGUAUCACUAACAGCCAGGGAAGCCUCACUCCAACUCAUAAAAUUUCAUUUGAAAAGAGCCCAGAAUCGUAUGAAGCAGCAACAGGACAAAAAGAGAAAAGAUGUCACAUUGCAAGUGGGUAGCUGGGCAUUAGUGAAGUUACAGCCAUAUAGACAACGCUCCAUCCAGAAGCUAUUCCACAAGCUCUCACCAAAGUAUUUUGGGUCAUUUGAAGUGUUGGAAAGGAUUGGGGAAGUUGCUUACAAGCUGGAACUCGGGACCGACACCAAGAUACACAAUGUCUUCCAUGUCUCGCAAUUAAAAUCAUUCCAAGGAACCCCUGCUACUAUUGAAAAUAUUCCCCAACUUAGCACACAACCAAACAUGAACGACAAAAUUGUGGGUGAACAAGACAUAAUGGUGCAUGGGAAAAUGAAAAAACAGCUGCUAAUCAAUUGGGAUGGAGCCCAAACAGAAGACCAAACUUGGGAAGAUGCAGAAGUGAUAAGCAUUCAAUGCCCGGAGAUGCUAGCAGCAAGGAGGCAAACAAGACAACAUUCUCUUCGUCGGGGUUGA
This is a messenger RNA of Impatiens glandulifera, 1905 nucleotides long. RefSeq lists its product as uncharacterized. The coding region runs from base 1 to 1905 and encodes 634 amino acids. NCBI's taxonomy places the organism in Eukaryota, Viridiplantae, Streptophyta, Magnoliopsida, Ericales, Balsaminaceae. The record is from RefSeq and is a predicted model, not a curated record. The transcript has 5 exons.